CAAGCAGAAUAUGUAAAAGUGGGCAUAUGUGACAGUUGUUUUUUGUUUUUGAAUCCCCUUUAGCCACAGAAACAUUAUGGAACUUUAAGGCGAGCAGUGCACUAGGUUUAUAAAUUAUACCUCUACUAAGUACAAUGGACGCUGUACUUUUCUUUGAAUAGCUAACGUUUUUGACGCUGUGGGGAGUUGCAAGCAGCUAGCAAGCCUUGUAUUUAAAGGCAAAGUUAACGUUAGCUGGCUUGCUAACAGCCUUUUAAUAGCUUGUCUAGCGAGAGUAUCUUCCUUGCUAGCCAAACUAGGGUAACGUUUGAACUGAAUUUCUUAUUUUGUGCAGAAGGUAUAUUUGCAGACGAUAACUCUCUUGUCUGACGGAAACAUACAUUUACAAUGGAGGAGGUUGAUAGAAUUUUAAUUCAUUCGCUCAGACAGACUGGAACGGAGAUUGGCGAGGAUGUGGAGAGUGUUAAGCAGUUCUCCAGUGAGCUCAUUGUGGAGGCAGUGGUGCGGUGCCUGCGUGUGAUUGACCCCCCCCUGGGGAACGGGCUGCCCCCCUCCCUCCCCCCCGGCAUGUCAGCCCGCUUCCGGCUGGGGAUGAGCCUCGCACAGGCCUGCCAGGACCUUGGGUAUAAAGGGGAGAUCGGAUACCAGACCUUCCUGUACAGCAGUGAGCCGGAGAUCCGCUCCCUUCUCAUGUUUCUGGUGGAGAAACUGCCCAGAGCCAGCACAGAGGCCUCCGACCAGCCCGCAGGUAAGUCGGCCCUCCUACAGCAGGCCAUCGCAGCCCAGAUCAAAGCCCAGCUGGCCCUGCCCUGGGUGCCGCCCGCCUGCCGACUGCCCCUCCUCUGCCAGACACAGAGCGCAGGUGUGAGUGACGCUUUCCGGUCGCUGGCCCUGAGUUUACCGCCCGCGCAAGGGCUGGGGAAGCCCCCAGUGAAAGGUCAGUCUGUCUGUCCGUCUGUCUAUCCUGAUGGAGCUUCAGAACAGUUGGCUGACAGGGUGAAUUUUCAUUCCAAUGCAGAGGUGGCAGACUACUGCCGGGACUUCCUCCCGCCUGUGACCGCCCAGCCGUCCCAGCAUGCCUCAGUGCCCGCCUCCCUGCUGGAGCGCCACGCCCUGGAGCUCAGCGCCGCCCAGGAGUGGGAGAACGAGUGGAACAGUCAGGGUCUUCUGACCCGCCUGAGCCCGGAGGGGUAUCGCUCCAGGAAGCGGGCGAGGCUGCGGAAGCGGAUUGAGGAGCAGCUCCGCUCGGCCAGCCAGGCGCGGCCCAGCGCCCAGCACGCCCCGCGGACCGGCCCCGACCCCGACCUGACCCAGCUGCUGCAGGCCUUCGGGGGGGCCACCCCGGGGGGGGACGUCCUGGCCAAGGGCACUCGCUUCACCCACACCGAGAAGUUCACUUUCACACAGGAGCCCGAGCCCUCCGGCCAGCAGAUGGCGGUGGCGAGCGCGAUGCCCAGCUCGCGGCAGUCGGAGGAGGCCCUCCUGGCGCAGCAGCAGGACGAGCUCCAGGCCCUGCAGCAGCAGCUGCAGCAGCUGGCCCUGCGCACGGAGGGCGUGUGCGGGGACAUCAAGCAGCUCACCGUGUCCAUCACUCAGGUGUCAGAUGAGGUGAAACGGAGGGAGCUGGGCAAUAGUGAGAAAGAGGACAGUGUGAGAGUGAAGAAACAGACCAUCGACCUCUUGCCUGACGCCGAGAACAACCUGGACAAGCUCCAGACUCUGGUGGAGAGCAGUGCGAAGCGUGUUGUCAGUCUGGCCUCCCAGUGGGAGAAGCACAGGGCCCCACUCAUAGAGGAGCACCGCCGGCUCAAGGAGCUCUGCAGUAACAGAGAGCUGCAAUCGUCCCGCAAGCUGUCAGAAAUCAAGGACCUUCACGACAAAAUCCGCCAGUCCGCAGAUGAGGCCAAGAAGAAGGAGGGACUCCACAAACAGCUGGUAACGGAGUUUGAGAACCUGCCCAAGGAUGUCUCGCGCUCUGCCUACACGCAGCGGAUCCUGGAGAUCGUCGGCAACAUAAGGAAACAGAAGGAGGAAAUCACCAAGAUUUUGUCAGACACAAAGGAGCUUCAGAAAGAGAUUAACAGCCUCACUGGCAAACUGGAUCGCACGUUCGCAGUGACUGACGAGCUGGUCUUUAAGGAUGCAAAGAGAGAUGAGUCUGUGCGCAAGUCCUACAAGUACUUGGCUGCCCUUCAUGAGAACUGCACCCAACUGAUCCAAACCAUUGAAGACACGGGCACCAUCAUGAGGGAGAUUCGCGAUUUGGAAGAACAGAUUGAGACAGAGAAUGGGAAGAAGACGGUCAGUAACCUGGAGAAGAUCCUGGAGGACUACAAGGCCAUUCGGCAGGAGAACUCUGCCCUGGCAGCCAAAAUCAGAGAAGCUUGAUAUGCAGAUGGCGUACCACAGUGCGCCCCCUUGGUGCGGGGAGGUAUAACUGCAGGCCGGACACCCUGCUGACCUCACAGCCUGGGAACCAGCUCCCAGUCCUGUCCAGUCACCCGAACGUAACGCUGUGACUUUCACAUCACUUACUGCAGAAAUGCUGGAUCCCUCGCCCGCUGGUAUCAGAGCAUAACGUCUGGAGAUGGGGUACGGGAAAGGAAGUAGGACUGGUGGAUAUGGAGAAAGAUAAAGAUCUGUGUUAACAUCACACAAGAGUCAUCCUUAGACAUCUUUUAUUCAAGACCACAAAAAGCAAGGAUGUUCCCUUCGGGAAAUUGGGAAUUUCGCUGACUGAAUUUUAAUUGACCUUGCAAGGCGUCCUCACCUCAUUCCCUACACAUUUUGAUGGUGAAGGUAGAAUAUUUAGUGGUGAAAGCUGUCUCUGUGAUACAGUCAGGAGAGUCAUGCAGUUGUGGAAGAUAUUGUGCACUAAAUUCAGCAUUUAGCUUUAUCUGCAGUUUUGAUUUACAAUGUAAGUUUUGCUUUUUGUCCCAAGUCAUCCAUUCAUUGAAAUGAAUGCCUGCAUGAUCUAUGUGCCCCCUGCCAAUCAGAAAACCACUGCCAUAUGAUAGCUGCACCCAUUCUGGUGCUGAAAAAGCCAAUCAGCAAUCUGCUUGCCUGUCUGUGUACAAGCUCUUAUGUUGUUUUGAUCUAUCUGUUCUGUCUCUGCCUGAACUCAUAACCUUUGUUUUUAAUUGCUUUAUUGGGGCCUUAUCAGAUUUAAUUUCCUCAAUGGCCUUAAUUAUGAAUUAAUGAGUUAGCUUAAUUAUCAUUCAAGCUUGCAUCUCCAUGUACUCUCAAGAGAAUGAGGGGUCUAUCUGAUUGGCUGUAAAUAGAUGAGCCAUUGCACUUCACUAAAUCUCACUAUUCUGUUAGCGAAUUGCACCCUAUAACUAAUCUUAGUCUUGUUAAUGACCCUUCUCCAGUCUCAUUACCCCCAUUACUGCCCUUAUUUAGACCUGGCUGUUUUUACAGUCUGGAUUGGAUUGGUAGGGCAGACCGGACUUGCUGAAGUUUGAGUGAAUGCUCUGCCAUUUCGGGCUUGCCUCCUCAUCCAGUGUUGAUGCUGAUAUUAAUACUGACAUGGACUGCAGGUUCAUAUGAUAAAGAGUUGCACAUGCUUAUAUGCUAUAUUGCUACAUGAUGGUGAUAUCUGGUAUAUAUAUAUGGUGAAACCGCCAGCAUUGAUUCAAUAUCGCGUUUGUGAGGAGGUGUAUCCUGAAUGUUUUUUUGUUUUUGUUUUAUCUGCACUCUCUCCCUCCCUCCCUCUCUCUCUAUCAGUCUGGAGUCAGAGCUGGGUUUCACCACUGCGCAAUCACUAUGGUGACAGGGUUUGUCAUUAGCGUUGGGCAAACUUAUCUGAAAAGGGCCAGUGUGGGUGCAGGUUUUUGUUUCAGCUCAGCAUUAAGGCACCUGACCAAGGUCUUGUUUGAAGACCAUGAUUAGUUAAUUAGCUGACUCAGCUUUAGUAGUGCUGGGCUAAAACAAAAACCUCCACUCUCACCAGCCUUUUUCGGAUAAGAUUGGACACCUCUGGUUCAUAUGCUGGUCAUCUCCCUCCCUUUCCCUUUCUCCCCUCUGCCCCGCUGGUCAUAUCCCCCUUCUGCCCCGCUAGUCAUCUCCCCCUUCCGCCCCACUGGUCGUAUCCCCCUUCUGCCCCGCUGGUCAUAUCCCCCUUCUGCCCCGCUAGUCAUCUCCCCCUUCUGCCCCACUGGUCGUAUCCCCCUUCUGCCCCGCUGGUCAUAACCCCCUUCUGCCCCGCUGGUCAUAUCCCCCUUCUGCCCCGCUGGUCAUAUCCCCCUUCUGCCCCACUGGUCAUAUCCCCCUUCUGCCCCACUGGUCAUAUCCCCCUUCUGCCCCGCUGGUCAUAUCCCCCUUCUGCCCCACUGGUCAUAACCCCCUUCUGCCCCGCUGGUCAUAUCCCCCUUCUGCCCCGCUAGUCAUAUCCCCCUUCUGCCCCACUGGUCAUAUCCCCCUUCUGCCCCGCUGGUCAUAUCCCCCUUCUGCCCCGCUGGUCAUAUCCCCCUUCUGCCCCGCUGGUCAUAACCCCCUUCUGCCCCGCUGGUCGUAUCCCCCUUCUGCCCCGCUGGUCAUAUCCCCCUUCUGCCCCGCUGGUCAUAUCCCCCUUCUGCCCUGCUGGUCAUAUCCUUCUUCUGCCCCGCUGGUCGUAUCCCCCUUCUGCCCCGCUGGUCAUCUCCCCCUUCUGCCCCGCUGGUCGUAUCCCCCUUCUGCCCCGCUGGUCAUCUCCCCCUUCUGCCCCGCUGGUCAUAUCCUCCUUCUGCCCCGCUGGUCAUAUCCUUCUUCUGCCCCGCUGGUUAUAUCCUCCUUCUGCCCCGCUGGUCAUAUCCCCCUUCUGCCCCACUGGUCAUAUCCCCAUUCUGCCCCGCUGGUCAUAUCCCCAUUCUGCCCAGCACAUUUUCGGCUCUUUGUAAUACUUUGUAAUACUGCAUACUUUUGAACGGUUACGUUUCAUUGGUUGUUUGCCGAAACAUGACAGUGAAUCUGAAUGUGAUUAUAACGUUCUGACUAGAGCAUUCUGGAGGUACGCGCUAGGGCAGUUUGCUAACUCAUAAGAGUGUAACAUAAUGCCCGUGUCUGCAGAUAAACUCGUACUGGAAAUGUGUUCUCGGAUUCACCACUGUCCCUUGAAAUUAUGACCAUUUGAAUUUGUAAAAAAAAAAAAAAAAAGAAGAAAAAAAAAGAAAGACUUUACGUGCCAUUAUCUUUGUAUUUACCACAAGAUAUACAAAUAGGUAGGUUGCAUUAAUUUAAAUUAAAUUAAUUGCCCAGGUUUUUGAGAUAUUAAAAUAAUGCAGCAAACUUAAGUAGCCAAUACUUAAUUAUGUUGUCAUUUUGUAUUUCUCUCUUCGUCGCUCUUGUAGUUGUCAGUUGCCUGAGACCAUGAGAGUGCUGCUGCUGAUUAAACCGGUGUGACGAUGUCUAAACGGAUCCAGCACUGUGCCGCCCUUUCCUCCACUCCAUUCAUUAAAGUGAUGGAUUUACUCCA
Molecule: messenger RNA, 5452 nt
Organism: Conger conger (European conger)
Lineage: Eukaryota; Metazoa; Chordata; Actinopteri; Anguilliformes; Congridae
Gene: ccdc22
Product: coiled-coil domain containing 22
Exons: 15
Coding region: 388-2388 (666 amino acids)
Biological process (GO): positive regulation of ubiquitin-dependent protein catabolic process
Molecular function (GO): cullin family protein binding
Source: RefSeq, a predicted model, not a curated record